GUUUUCUUCUUUUACAAAGCAACAACAUAACUAACUGAUGCUAAUCUUUUUACUUACCGGCAACGUGGAAUUCCCGGUAAGAGAUGGCAAUAUCUGACCGACAUAAAACCAACGGCGACCACAGCAUGAAGCUGUUUGGGCUCUGUCCUUUCUGGCAAGCGGCAACUAACUCUUCCGCUUCGUCGUCUACACAAAACCUCAACCACAGUCAUAACGGUGGCAGCAACAGUAGCCGAAGCGCGGCGGUUAAUAGUAGCGGUUUGAAGUCAACGACAGUUUCUUCUGUUGCACGAUCGCUUUUACCCGCUCGGCGAAGGCUCCGGCUUGAUCCUUCUAAUAAUCUCUACUUCCCUUACGAACCCGGGAAGCAAGUAAAAAGCGCAGUAAGGUUAAAAAACACAAGCAAGUCUCAUGUUGCUUUUAAGUUUCAAACAACUGCACCGAAGAGCUGUUAUAUGCGUCCGCCCGGUGGUAUUCUUGCUCCAGGAGAGAGCCUUAUUGCGACGGUUUUCAAGUUUGUGGAUCCACCGGAGAACAAUGAAAAACAAUUGGACCAGAAGAGCAAGGCUAAAUUCAAGAUUGUGAGUUUGAAAGUGAAGGGAGGAUUGGAGUAUGUGCCUGAACUGUUUGAUGAACAAAAGGAUCAAGUAACAGUUGAGCGAGUAUUGCGGGUUGUGUUUUUAGAUGCAGAGCGUCCUAGUCCUGCAAUGGAGAAAUUGAAGCGUCAAUUGGCUGAAGCAGAAGCUGCUCUUGAAGUACGCAAGAAACCUCCACCAGACACAGGGCCCCCUGUUGUUGGGGAAGGUCUUGUUAUUGAUGAAUGGAAAGAGCGGCGAGAAAAGUACCUGGCUCGACAACAGGUUGAAGCAGUACAGUAAUUGUGAGAUGUGGUUUUGAUCUUGCUGCAAGUUGUAUUGAUUCAGCCCCUUGACUUAUGGGCAAGGGGAGGUGGAGUUGAGUUGGCAGUCAGGCGCACCAGGAGGAGAAGAUUCUGUUACCAUGCUGAUAUUUGUUUGAUGGAUGGUAUGGGGGUCAGUUCAGGGUGCUAGGGAUGGGCUUGACCUCCUGCAUGUAGAUAGUGGAUUUGUUUUGCAAUGAAAAUAAAGUAGGCAUAUUUUUGUAUUCCUUAGGGAUGGGUGCUCAGAUUUGUGCCGGCUUUUCAAGGCUGGUGUAUUGGAAGUUGUAUUUGAUCAAUAAGGUGGUAGCUCAUUUGUUUAUUACAUGUAUAUUACUUCUCGUGCAUUUCUUGGGACAUCAUGAUUCAUCAUGGACUUGCAUAGUAAAAUAAUCUAUAUUUUUUUUUUCC
This is a messenger RNA of Populus nigra (black poplar), 1306 nucleotides long. RefSeq names its product vesicle-associated protein 4-1-like. Gene Ontology annotation, cellular component: endoplasmic reticulum membrane; plasma membrane. The record is from RefSeq and is a predicted model, not a curated record. NCBI's taxonomy places the organism in Eukaryota, Viridiplantae, Streptophyta, Magnoliopsida, Malpighiales, Salicaceae. The transcript is spliced from 7 exons. The coding region runs from base 84 to 878 and encodes 264 amino acids. Gene Ontology annotation, biological process: endoplasmic reticulum membrane organization.